GAAAUGGGAUAAUAUCUAAAUAGCCACCUAAGCUCUUAGAUCCUCACAGUCAGCAUAUUAAAGGGGUCAGCAGCAAUUCUCAAGCACGACUUUAACACUCCUUAGUUUAAUAAACAAUGCAGUUCAAUUCACUCGUCGCUUUGAUUGAACAGGCAGGUUCUUUAUUAAGCAGGAACAGCAGGCAGAAAUGUUAAAAUUCAAGCUACGACGUCAGAGUCUGUUUGCAAACUACAAACAAAGGCAGAGUUUAAAUGCAUUGCAGCACCCGCAGAGUGAUUUUGCACUAGUGAAAGAAAGAGCUUUAAAACAAUGGAGUUCCAUGCAGGACCUUGGGUGUGAUUAUGAAAUUAAAUAUGAUGACGAAUCAGACUCUGAUCAAGAGUUACCAACUGUCCCUCAGUCCAAACUACGCUCUCCCUUUAAAGACUAUAAUUUGAAUAUUAACGUUGGAGGCAGAAUGUUCCAGAUCAACUACCGCGCUGCUGCUCGAUUUCCAAAGACCAGAAUUGGAAGAUUGGCUACUUACACCGAUCCCACGAGGAAACUGGAUCUGUGCGAUGACUACAGUGUCAAAGACAAUGAAUAUUUCUUCGAUCGGGAUCCUGCGAUCUUUCACCAUAUCUUUAACUUCUACAAGACAGGAGUCCUGUGGAUUAAAAAUGAGCUCUGCCCCAGAAACUUUCUUGAAGAGAUCCACUAUUGGGGAAUACGGAUCAAAUAUAGCAACAGGUGCUGCAGAAUCUCCUUUGAGGAGAGGCAAGAUGAGUUAAAUGAGCAGCUAAAGGUGCAGCGAGAUCUCCAGGCUGAACUGGAAGUGGAAGAAGAUGAAGAACAUUUCAGGGACUUGAUGUAUGGUCGCCAGAGAAGAGUCAUCUGGAACUUAGUGGAAAACCCUUUCUCUUCAGUUAUAGCCAAACUGAUGGCAGUGACUUCCAGUAUUUUUGUGUUAGUCUCUAUCGUAGCCAUGGCCUUGAACACAGUUGAAGAAAUGCAGUACAAAAGUCCAGCUGGCCAGCUGAGUGGGCACACCUACAUGGAGCAUGUGGAAACCAUUUGCAUCAUCUUCUUCACUGCAGAGUAUGUCCUCAGAGUAUUGACCACUCCUGACAUUAAGAAAUUUGCACGAAGUACUCUCAACGGCGUUGACCUCAUUGCGAUCCUCCCCUUCUAUCUCCAGAUCACCCUGGAAUGUUUUGAGGAUGAUGACUACGUGAAGCAUGAUCAGGAUAUAGAGAGGGUGGGCAGAGUGGGCAAAGUUGGCCAAGUGCUGAGGAUCAUGAGGCUUAUGAGAAUUUUCCGCAUUUUAAAGCUGGCCCGCCAUUCGACUGGACUGAGGGCAUUUGGCUUCACGUUGAAGCAAUGUUACCAGCAGGUUGGCUGCCUUUUCCUCUUUAUAGCAAUGGGCAUAUUUUCCUUUUCUGCUCUGGUCUUUUCUGUUGAACAUGAUGUUCCCGGAACUAACUUCACAUCCAUACCCCACGCUUGGUGGUGGGCUGCGGUCAGCAUUUCCACGGUGGGCUACGGAGAUGUGGUCCCAGAGACAGCGCUCGGAAAGACUUUCGGUUUCGGCUGCAUUGCUUUUGGGAUCAUUUUAAAUGGUAUGCCGAUCUCCAUCCUCUACAAUAAAUUCUCAGACUAUUAUUCACAAAUCAAAAAUUAUGAAUAUGCAACUCCAUCAAAGCAGAGAGGGGAAAUUAAUUUUUCGGGAAGAGCACGGAGGAUGGCGCAGUGCUGCGUAGGGGUCUCGCACCACCACUUGCCCAGAGAGCAAUAAAUUGCGGAAAGCAGCCCCACUGUGACAUCUGCUUUCCUUCUCUCUCUUUAGAAGAUUAACAUAGGUUAGAAGAAAUAUUUCACCGCCACAAUGCAGGGAGCAAAUUAAAACAUUCUCAGAAUAGUGAAGGAUAAAAUACAACUGGAGGUAUUGUGAAACUAUUCUCAAUUUUUUAUGGACUUGUUUUUCCAUCCACAAAGCACUGGCUGGAUGAAACAUUUAUUCUGCAGCACCACAUGGGUAAAGCAUCAUUUUGUAAACGUAAAGGCACGAUAAAUGAGAUUCAUGGUGUAAAUCAGGGAAUGCGUAUUCGGAGAUUAGAUUGAAAAGUACUCGAAUGUAGAAAGAAGAGGAGAGAGCAUGAAGAAGGGUCCCGACCCGAAAUGUCAUCUAUCCACAUUCUCCAGAGAUGCUGUCUGACUCACUGAGUUAUCAAGCACUGUUGUGUGUCCUUUUUUUAAAACUCUAAUGUAGGGUUAGAACAAAGGAAGGUUUUGAGGACUGUCAGGAAAAGAGAAGCGGUUUGGAUUUGCACUGAGACCACUGGAUUUUGGAAUGGGAGACAUGGAAAUUGGCAGAUAAUAUCAAAUAGGGCCUAUAGUUAAUUAUUUGGAAAUGUAAGAAUACUAACAAGCUUGCUGAGCUGCAAAUAGGAAA
Messenger RNA from Leucoraja erinaceus (little skate), 2431 nucleotides. RefSeq names its product potassium channel, subfamily V, member 2a (gene kcnv2a). Gene Ontology annotation, biological process: potassium ion transmembrane transport; protein homooligomerization. Bases 188 to 1774 code for a protein of 528 amino acids. Gene Ontology annotation, molecular function: voltage-gated potassium channel activity. Gene Ontology annotation, cellular component: membrane; voltage-gated potassium channel complex. Lineage: Eukaryota; Metazoa; Chordata; Chondrichthyes; Rajiformes; Rajidae. The record is from RefSeq and is a predicted model, not a curated record. The transcript is spliced from 2 exons.